Molecule: messenger RNA, 306 nt
Organism: Cheilinus undulatus (humphead wrasse)
Lineage: Eukaryota; Metazoa; Chordata; Actinopteri; Labriformes; Labridae
Product: C-C motif chemokine 4-like
Exons: 3
Coding region: 1-291 (96 amino acids)
Biological process (GO): cellular response to tumor necrosis factor; positive regulation of GTPase activity; positive regulation of ERK1 and ERK2 cascade
Cellular component (GO): extracellular region
Molecular function (GO): chemokine activity; CCR chemokine receptor binding
Source: RefSeq, a predicted model, not a curated record
AUGAAGACUCUUUGCUUCAGUCUGGGACUCCUGCUGCUUGCCAUCUGCUGCUGCGAUGCCAUGCCUGAAGGUUUGAGCAGCACAGCACCUGGAAAGUGCUGCUUUAAAUUUUCUGAGAGGCGAGUUCCACCACUGUUUGUGUUGAAUGUUACCAAGACCCACAGCUCCUGUGAGCACAAGGCUUUCAUUCUGGAGACCACCAGAGGAAGACAGAUCUGCUACAGACAGAGUUUUGAGUGGGCUCAAAAUGUCUACAAUCAGCUCUAUAACACUGAAGGCAGCAGUCAGUAGCCCUGAAGAUGACAC